GGGCUUUGCCGUGAGCCCGUCCAAGCAACAGCGUUUAUUAAGGAAUCUCUUGUGUUAAUGAACAUGGAGAAGGAGGAAUGUGGGAGCGGGAAUGUCGGCUCCGGAGACGUGGUGGGAGCGGCGGGGAGAAGGUGGCCAAAGAGCUCCAAAACGAGGGGAAACCUCAGGGAGAAGGUGCCAAAGAGGCACCAAACAAGGGGAAAACAGGGAGAAGGUGCCAAAGGAGCACCAAAACAAGGAGGAACCUCAGGGAGAUGCCCAAAAAGCUCCAAAACAAGGAGAAAACCUCAGGGAGAAGGUUCCAAAGAGGCACCAAACAAGGGGAAAACAAGGAGAAGGUGCCAGUGGGGCACCAAAAUGAGGAGAAAACCCCAGGGAGAUGCCAAAAAGGCACCAAAAUGAGGAGAAAACCUUGGGAGAAGGUGUCAGAGAGGCACCAAACAAGGAGAAAACAGGGAGAAGGUGCCAAUGGGGCACCAAAACGAGGAGAAAACCCUGGGGAGAUGCCAAAAAAGCUCCAAAACGUGGAGAAAACCUCAGGGAGAGGGUGUCAAGGUGGCACCAAAACGAGGGAAAACCUCAGGGAGAUGCCAAAAAACACUAAAACAUGGAGAAAACCUCAGGGAGAAGGUGCCAAAGUGGCACCAAAACAAGGAGGAACCUCAGGGAGAUGCCAAAAAAGCUCCAAAACAAGGAGAAAACCUCAGGGAGAUGUGCCAAAGUGGCACCAAAACAAGGGAAAACCUGAAGGAGAAGAUGCCAGAACCCACCAAAACCAGGAGAAACCUCGGGUAGAUGCCCAAAAAGCUCCAAAACGUGGAGAAAAUCUCAGUAAGAAGGUGCCAAAGUGGCACCAAAACAAGGAGAAACCUCAGGGAGAUGCCAAAAAACACCAAAACGUGGAGAAAACCUUGGGAGAAGGUGUCAAAGAGGCACCAAACAAGGGGAAAACAGGGAGAAGGUGCCCAAAGAGCUCCAAAACGAGGGGAAAAGCUGAGGGAGAUGCCAACAAAGGUUCCAAAACGAGGGGAAAAGCUGAGGGAGAUGCCAACAAAGGUUCCAAACCGAGGAGAAAACCCCGCGGAGAUGCCAACAAAGCUCCAAACCGAGGAGAUAACGCGGAGAAGGUGCACCCAAGUGGCACCGAAACGAGGGAGAUGCACCCCCCCCCCCCCCGAAAAGCUCCAUAA
Strigops habroptila (Kakapo) is the source of this 1190-nucleotide messenger RNA. Its product is annotated as ribosome-binding protein 1-like. The coding region runs from base 78 to 1190 and encodes 370 amino acids. The transcript has 4 exons. The record is from RefSeq and is a predicted model, not a curated record. Lineage: Eukaryota; Metazoa; Chordata; Aves; Psittaciformes; Psittacidae.